AAAUACUUGGAAUAUAGCUGUACCUGUAAUGAAUCUAAAUGAUAAUUUUACCUUCUUGAAUAAUUUCUUUUCUACGGAUAUGUGCAUAUAUAAGGCGAAAAAACUUGUAGUAAAAGGGCGCUUGUGCUGCAGUUGGACUUCCAGUGACUGCUGCCAUGUGGGAAAUGAGUGAACUCUCUGACCCCGCACGUGUCUGCCCGCCACCUGACGUCACACUGUUCCAAGCAGGAGCGCAAAGCACUGGGAAGCGCUCGCACCAGGCUUUGCGCCAUACGGCCGCUGCGCGACCUUCGCAUCCCGUCUCUUAAACAUCAACCCGGACAGUGGAAGGAAAAUGUGCCUGAACGUGAACUUCCUCUUGUCCCUCCGUUUAAAAACAGUACCAUGUCCCUUUAAAAGCGUCUGACAAAAAGCCCAUAUGAUCCCCGAGCUCCAAUCACCAAUUCCUUCUGCAAAAGCAGUCUCUGCAUUUUUGUCUGUCUGAACGCCACAGCUACACUCUUGAGGGGGGAAAGAGACAGAGGAAAGGGCAAAAAAGAAAAAACUGCAGAAAUGUGACAGUCCAACGAUCGUUUUCAUGGCGAGGGGGAAACCGCAGCGAAAGGAGUUAUUCUGGGACUCCUUGGAGCCUCGAGGUGCUGGAUCAAAAUGCUCAUAGUGGAGAAGACCACAGACUUCCCCUCUGCUGAGUUCUCUCUGGUGGAGGAUGUGGCUCUGCACUUCACCUGUUUGAUGGACAGGCUGAAUGAGCAGCGCCUCUUCCAGCCUGACCUCUGUGACGUGGACAUCGUGUUGGUGCGCCAGCGCAGCACCUUUCCUGCACACAAGGGAGUACUGGCAGCCUACAGCCCCUUCUUCCACUCUCUUUUCGCCCAAAGCAAACAGCUGCGGCGCGUGGAUCUGUCCCUAGAUGCCCUGACCUCUCAGGGCCUCCAGCAGAUCCUCAACUUCAUUUACACCUCCAAGCUGCUGGUGAGCAGCAGCACCGUCCGUGAUGUGUUGAACGCUGCCACCGUGCUUCAGAUGAGCGACAUCGCGGCGUCCUGUCGAGAUCUCCUCAGCAGCCACUCGCUGAGAGCCACCUGCAGAGAGAUGGCCAAUCAGGAAGGGUUCGACCCAGCUGAGAUGCCUCCCUGCCAGCUGUACCGGGAGAUCAAGCAGGAGUCUGAGCUUGGCAGGGUCUACACGAGAGAAGGCAGCAGCCCGUUCUCUAUCAGAGUGGAGGAGGUGGGAAAGAUGGCUGCCCAGACAAAGCAGUACUACCAGAAAGAGGAGGGUCCAGGAGGCGGGGCCAGCACGGGUGUGGCCACUCUCUGUAAAGUGGAGGGCGGCGGAGAGGAGUCAAAACCAGCGGAUGGUCACACCUCCUUCAACAGAGAUCAGAUCAUUGUUGAAGUCAACCUCAACAACCAGACCCUGAACGUCUCAAAGGGAUCCGAUGGAAAAUCUUCCACAAUCACAGAACCCAUGUUUGGCCGUUGUCAUGAAAACGAGAGAGACUCUCAGGGAGAUGAGGACGAUGAGAUUGAGAAUGGUGACGGACAUGACGAGCAGGGCGAUGAAGAUCUAAAGAGGACAGACAUACUGGGGCAUACCAGUGGAGAGGAAGAUGAGGAGGACGAGGAGGAGGAGGAGGAGGAAGAGGAGAACACCCUAAACAUUCCUGGACUGGAGCAGCCCACCGUAAUGGAUCGACCUCGCCGGGGAACCAGAGCCUUAUGCAUGGUGGGCGCCACUGCUAUGCGUCAGACGCUUGCAGAGGCCACCCUCACCAAUCAGCGACAGGGCGGGAAGAAGGCUCUGGAUUCAGAGGGCCUGGGUCUGAAGGUCAGGCUGGAGGAGAAGCAACACUUCCCGUGUAAAAAAUGCCCUCGCAUCUUCAACAACCGCUGGUACCUGGAGAAGCACAUGAACGUCACGCACAACCGCAUGCAGAUCUGCAACAACUGUGGGAAGCGCUUCCUGUUGGAGAGUGAGCUGCUUCUGCACCAACAGACGGACUGUGAGCGGAGCAUCCAGUGUGUGACCUGUGGAAAGGCUUUCAAGAAGCUGUGGUCGCUGCACGAGCACAACAAGAUUGUCCACGGCUACGCAGAGAAGAAGUUCUCAUGUGAGAUCUGCGAGAAGAAAUUUUACACCAUGGCUCAUGUCAGGAAGCACAUGGUCGCCCAUACGAAGGACAUGCCGUUUACCUGUGAAACGUGUGGAAAGUCGUUCAAGCGGAGCAUGUCCCUGAAGGUCCACUCUUUGCAGCACUCAGGAGAGAAACCCUUCAAGUGUGAGAGCUGCAACGAGCGCUUCCAGUACAAAUACCAGCUGCGUUCACACAUGAGCAUCCACAUCGGACACAAGCAGUUCAUGUGUCAGUGGUGCGGAAAGGACUUCAACAUGAAGCAAUACUUUGACGAGCAUAUGAAGACGCACACUGGAGAGAAGCCGUACAUCUGUGAGAUCUGUGGGAAGAGCUUCACGAGUCGGCCCAACAUGAAACGCCACCGCCGCACGCACACCGGAGAGAAGCCGUACCCCUGCGAGGUGUGUGGUCAGCGCUUCCGCUUCUCCAACAUGCUCAAGGCCCACAGGGAGAAGUGCUUUCACGUCACCAACCCUAUGGUGGUCCCAAACUGCGGUGACCCCCUCAGCCUCGACCUGCCCCUCGUCUCUCCUGCCGCGGACUCUUCCGGUCCAGCGCAGCUGGGAACGCCAGCCUCCGCCGCAACGCCCUCCGCCGCCUCCAGCCCACAGCUCCUCCACAGCACCCAGCUGUCUCUCUCCCUGCUGCACCCCAUGGGGGGGCUGGCAACUGCCUCACAUUUACCCCCACCUCCUCCCUUGUUCUCUGCUGGUAGGAUGAACUCCAACAACUAACAAAUUUCUGUAGCAUUUAAAGCACUUUGUUUGGCUUCUCCUUGUUUAAGAGCAGACUCACAGCGGGAGAUUGACAUUUACACAGAAGACAAAACUGAAAAAAAGGCUAGACAUAGACCUCGUAACAGACUCUUUCAUCUGCAUAAAUAAGAAAUAGUUAUUUUUUACUCAGCUGAAUACAGUAUAUAACCUCAAAGUCCUAUCCGACUUAUCCCAUAACUUUUACACCACACUUAUAAAUCCAGAGUUUUGCACAACAAAUAGAUUGUAACAUCCUUUACCAAAUAACUGUUACAUAUGCUCAUAAAGGAUGAGAGUAGUUCCAGUCUGACCCAGCAAUAACCAAACGCUCAUUUUGACUUUGAACAUGUACCUGUUUGUGACGUCACCAAUAACCAAACCUGUAGCUCCCUUGCUAUGGAUAAGUAAUGUAAUAUAGCGUUUAUAAUCGAUCCUGCACCUUACAUUUGCCUCCUGUGACAUUUAAUAUGUGCUCCUGUUUCUUUUUUUUUCCUGGUUGAGGUUGGGUGAUUCGUGGCUUUAGCUUCAAAAGAUAUUAGAGAGGCUACAAUGCGUGUAGUGGAGUGAGUGUGUGUUGUUUUUUUUUUGUCUGUGCUGGUGUGUCAGAGUGAUCUGUGAAGCAGAGACUGGAACUGAGAGUCUUCAGAACAACAAAUUCACACUUGAGCUUCCACAAAGUCAGCAGAUGAAGAUAUUCUCGACUCUUAUGUUUGGCUUCCAUUAACCAUCCCAACUCUCUUACAGGUCUGACUAUUUAUGUACCCUGUCUUGCAAAACCAUUCACUCCUGUUGAACUUUUUUUUUCACAUUUUGUGUUGCAACCACAAAUUUUAAUAUACGUUUUUCGUUUAUUUGAUACUCUUAACACAGAGUAAUGUGUAAGCCUGACGUAGAAGGAAAAUGAUGCAUGAUUUUCUUGGUUUUCUUACUCUUACAAAAAGUGCUUUUCCUUACUGAAAGCCUUGUUCAACCACCUCUCACUGUGGUUUCGGCUGAAAGUCUUUUGGAGUUUGCAUUCAUCAGCUUUACACCUCUAGAGAUGGUAAUUUGUUCAUUUUAUCUUUCCAAAAAAGCUCAAGUCACCUCAGUCAGAUUGGGAGGAGAGUGUCUGUAAACAGCAAUUUUUAAUAUUCUUAAUUUCAUUAGGCCUGGACUUUGGCUGUGCCAUUCUAAUACAUGUGUAAGCUUGGUGUAAGGUUCAUUUCUGCAGUUUUUGAACCCAGAAUUUCCAUUCCAAAAACAAAUUUGUUCAUAAAAUGAAUUAUGCACAGAACAGCAACUACAUUGCUUUAGUUGUUGAUUAACAACUUUUUCCUAUCUUACUAUAGAUUUUGGGGUAUCAUAAAAUGUUUUUAUGUGGGUCUAAAUAUGAUCAAAUGAAAGAAUUGGGAUGGAACAUCAAGUUUUGUCUGUGAAGUUUGUGGGUGUUGUUGCGGUCUUGGUCUAAACAAUGCAUGUGUGUUAGGAUCAAAGGUGUGGAUUUCACUGUUCUGCUGCAUCAGGAUAGCGUAUGUUACUUUUGCUGUGAUGUCACCCUAUCAGGGUUUUUUGUUGUUAUUUUUAAAGAUUUUGUUGGCUCUAGGGGGCUUUAUUUGAAAGUAGUUUGACAGGAAAGGGGGUAAAGACAUGCGGCAAAUGUUGCCAGGCCGGGAAUUGAACCUGCGACCACCGGCACAAGGACUGAGGCCUCAAUACAUAGGUUGUGCUUUGCCCCUGUGCCACCACAGCACCCCGUUAUUUUUGUUUUAAUCCUCUGAAGAAUCAGUUGUCCAGCUCGGGAUGAGUUGAAAGCUCUAAACAUAGCCCGAGAUUUUCCAAGUUAUUAAAUAUAUACAUAAAUAGGAUUAAUUUAAAUGUAGUAAAAUUUUAUUCUGCAAACAGUUGAAGCCGCUUCAAUCAUUCGGUAGGCUAAUAUGAUCGAAUCUUAUGAGUUUGUAUAGAAUGUCAGAAUGACACAGCAUGAGAUCAAUAAAAGUUAAUGUCAGAUAGUUGCUGCAUAAUUGUGUAUGUGCAGCAAUUUUGCAUAUGUGCAAUAUUAAUAUAUGGACUUUCAGAGUUGUGACACUUAAGCCCAGAAAUGUUUCAACACGUCCAAAAAAAUCCAGCGCAGCUUGGAUCAGAGAUCAAAUCCUGCAUGCUACAGUAUCAGAUGCUUAGACAAACAUGCUUUUUUCCAUCUGCAAUACCAGCUCCUCCUACCAUCAGUAAAAUGCAAACCUAUCUGGAGCUACAUAAAGGUGAGGUUAUAUGGAGCUUAGCCAAUUUUCACCUUUGCGUGAGCUUUCCAGCUGCUUUAGUUUGCAGGUUUGAGUGGCAUUAAGCAAAUCAUGAGACUGAAAGCUUUAAGUGGAAUAAGAAUUAACCCCAUAAAAUUUCAGUGUCGUAAUUGACAAGUGUCUGAGUUCAGUUAAUGCACUCCUACUCACUUUAUCUAUAUGCUGUAGUCUUAGUGUUGCUUCCCAUGUAUAUACUGUUCAGAUGUGGAUGUACAUGGUUUUUUAUUUUUUUAUGUUUACACAGAGAGAGCUGAAUGUGUUUUCAGGUUGGUACGACGGAAAGACAAUUUUUUUAAUGUUUUCUGCCUAUGUUUUUUUUUUUUUUUUUAUUCAGAAACAGUCCUUUUGGUAAAAUAUCACAUCAGCCCAAGAUUUGUGUCUUUCAUAAGCCAACAUGAGGAACAUAUUUGGACUAUAUUUAAAUAAUGGUACGUUUUUUAAAUCUGUUUUUAAUUUGUUUGUUUUUUGCAUUUUGAUUUGUUUAUUUUGUACAGGGUCUAGUCUAAGAUUGCCCCUAUAAAAUUAGAGCUUCCAUAUUGUAAUUUAACUCAAUUGUAUUCUGGCUAUCACAAGAUCCAGUUCAACCUUAGUGGACAAUUAGCUUGAAUUUUGCAAAAAAGCAAAACAACUAUUGGUUUAAAAGUUGAAAUAAACUUUGAAGAUAAUGAAAAAUGUAAAAAAGUAUUUUUCUUUCUUCUUAAAACUAAAUAUGUCAUUUAAAAUGUCUAUAUUAAGGUCAACUGUCAAGCAUCCAGUAGGAAAAUAAAUUGCAUAAGCUUUAAAAUUAUUUAAAGUUAUACAUCUAAAUAUGUACUGUCUUAUAAAAGUAUUCAUAGUCCAUGGGCCUAUAUUUAUUUGUCAUGUUACAACCACAAGCUUUUGCAUUUAAAUAGGAUUUUACUUUGGUAACAGAUCGACAUGUAAGCCAAAAAGUUAAAAUUCAGUCUCAACUGACUCAAGCACCUUGUUUUAUCUUCACUGCUUUCAUGGCAUGUGACAAUUUGAAAAACUGAACUGUUUAUGGCUUUCUUUCAGCAAUGUUUUUUUUUUUUUUUUAUCAGACUGGUGAAGUGCAUGACUAGUACUGUCAGUAGAUUCCUCAAACUGAGCUGUUGAUCUCUGCAAUUUCACCACAGCUACCAUGGGUGUCUUCUCUGAUUAAUACUUUAAUAUAAAUAAAGCUUUUCUGUGAUUAAGGUAAAAUUGGUUGAACUGGAUUUCAUCUAGAGGUUUCAGAAUAAAGGGGCCAGAUUGCAAAUACACACACCACACUAUGACAUAAAAUCCAAAUAAAGGUAUUGAAGUUUUUGGUUGUAACAAGACAAAAUGUGAAAAAUAUUUGGAGUUUAUACAAAUGCGGAGCAGCAUUGUGUGGCCUCUGACUGUUAAGUACUCUGUUGCUGUUUAUUACAUCACAAUCUGUCUGCAGAUUUUACUUAGAUCUUCUGAAAGUUGAGAAUAUGUUUCUGCUAUAGAAGCACUGUUGCAAGAGACAUUACUGACAUGCUGUUUGUGUAUUUGCCUUACAAAUGGUGAGAUUUCCACGUUUUUUGUAUUAAGCAUAGUUACUAUAGCUGACAGAUAAAUUGUGAUGAACACUACUGAUUUAUGCACUUUGAAUUCCUUUGCUAUGCUUGCCAACAAAGGGGGCAUGUAUGCAGACACGGGGUGAAAACAAGUUGCAGAAAUUUGUACUGAUGGAAAUACAUACAUCCUUUUCAGUUUUUUUUGUGUUUUUUUUUUAAAGUGUAGAUAAUUUUAAUUUCUAAAUGCACAAAGGAUAAAUUGACACAAAUGAGUAUUAAAGCCUCAAAAGUCACAGAAAAUUGUACGUUACUUGUUGGAGUGUUUCAGACAAGCUUAAGCCUAGUUUGUUAUUUGUGAUUUUGCCAUCCAACAAGGUAAAAAGUAAGAAAGAGUUCAGUUCAGUUAAGAUGAUUGGUUAGUUUAUUUUUCUUAUCAAUGAAAAAUAACCUGAUGUAAUUUACUUUAAGAUUAAAAAAAGCCUAAACAUGAGUUUAUUUUUAUGUAAGUUGCCUAAUUGAGUAAUGGGAAUUAUAUUAAUUCUAAUAGCACUUUAUUUUCUUCUGCAGCUCCAUAGAGUUUUAAAGUUGACAUAGUAGCACUUAUUCCACAUAAAAAAUCUGAUACAGUGUGUCUGUAUACCAAAUGAUUAUAGGAAAUAAGAAAAGUUCUUCUUGAAUUAAAUGUGUCCUUGGCAGGUUCCUUAGACACUGAAUUUUAACAAAACUGCAAUACUACAUCCUGCAAUACUUAUUUGGAAUGGGAUCAUGAAAUGAGAUCGGAGUAAUUAAAACCCUCUUGAAAUAAUAUAAAUCCAUCAAACUGCAUUCUAUCUUUCAUGUUGUAAGUGAAUGAUAUAAUGUGACAGCUGUUUUAUGGCCUUGUUGGAAAAUGUGUUGGAAAAAAUGUGGAGAAAGGCUAAAAUAUCUUUUAUAUAUAUAUUUUAAUCUCGUUCAGGACAGAGUGAACAAAUCAUAUUGCUGUUGACGACAACAUUUGUUGGUUAUUUUUAUUUCUUGUUAAUUUAAAAGGCUACUCUUCCCUAAAUGUAUUUAGGGAAGAGUAUCUGUUAAAAAUUGAAGUAAUCAUUUACACAAUUCUAUCUGUUCCUUAUUCUCUACUUGUAACCUAUACUAAAGAUAUCCAAAGUAUGAAGGAAAACGAAAUAUGUUUCAUAUUUAUAAGUUGUCACCUUUUGCUUUGAUGACAUUUUUUCACACUGCAAUUUCUCAGUUCAUUAAGUUCUCCUGAACUGGUUUCAAUCCACUAUAUCAGAAAUCACUCAACUAAGUAAAGAGAAACUAUUGUCCUUCGUUACUUGAAGACAUGAACUUCAUAAAAUGUGAAAAAUGUCAAGUAUUGUUACAAAGACCAUCAAACACUAAUGAAAUGUGUUCUGAAAAGGGAUCCCUGUGAGUAAUGGAAGACAAAUAGUUUAACCAAGGGUUGACUUCUAUAUGCAUGGUUCACACUGUAAACCAUUGUGGUGGAGGAAAAUACUGUGAUGUUUGGGGUGCUUUACUGGUGAUAUUGCUGGUAAUUUAUUUAAAAUUACCAGCAAAAGCACAGAUUUAUUAGAAUACCGUUCCAUCCCAUCUGGGUUCUGUUUAGUUGGACCAUUGCUAGCUUUUCAAAGAAAAGAAGAAAGACCCAAAGACCCCUUCAGCCAAUACAAGGGCUAUUCGGGGUUCCUAUGCAGUCUAAAAAGUACAGAAUUGGAUUCCAAUAUUUGGCAAAAAGCUAAUAUGGCUGCUAAAGACUGAGAAAUCGGAAAAGUCGAGUCUGGAAAAGUCUGACAUUGUCGAAUAGACCCUCAACCACAAAAAGAGUGAUUGAUUCCAGGUACUUUUAUAAUAAGUUACUUACUAACUUACUAAUAAUAUACAUUAAUAUCAAAGCUAAUAAGAUCUCAGCACCUUUAGAAACAGCCCCAAGACCGUUGGAAAAUCCUCCCAGGUACCUCAGGAAGCUGAUUAAGAAAACACCAAAUGUGUACAAACUGCUCAUCAAAAUCUAAAAUAGAAAACACUUUGUUCACUACACAGUUUUUCCUUCAUGGUUUGGAUGCUUUCUGUAUUAAUCCACAAUGUAAAAAAAAAAAAAAAAAAAACGUGAGGAAGAACUAUUUUGCUGAUUGUAUAUUAUACUAGAGGUCUACUAUUCUGCUGGUUUUAGGUGCAACAAUUGUCCAAACACACCUGAAUCAAAUGAAUGGCUCAUUAUCAAGUCACUGCCAAAUGUGAUGACAUGCUUAACAGGUAAUUUAAAAAUUCGAUUUAGGUGUUUGAGCAGCGUUGCAUUUAAAAAAUACCGGAUGGUCGACCUCAAGGACCAUCAACUAUGGAAAAGAAAUCAAACAGAUACUUCUUGCUCUUUUACUAUUUGUUCUUUUAGUGGUUCAACAUUAACUCAGAGCAACCUGUGAUAUAAAAGCAUCAUCGAACUUGGUGUGUUUGCAGUUUACUUUUGACAUUUCUCUCACAAGAACAUUAAAAGUUAACACAAAUGCCAAAAAUGUUUAGUGAAUUAUGCAACUGUUGCAUCCUUGCCAGAAUGGAGGGUUUUUGCUUUCAUUUAUUUUGGGGUGAAUGCUGGGCUGAAGAGAAAAUGAGGCACAUCUUAAAUGUGUUUUUGGAGGGAGUUUGUCUUGUUUUGUGUUAAAACUAGCCAUGAAAUGGGCUUUUUCUUUGUGUUUUGGAUUUUGCAGAUCUGGGUCAUUUUCCCCUUCCACUGAUUUGUUCCUCCAUUUUGUAUGGUUUCCUGUUUUCUGCCUGUAAACAAAUUCUUUUGUACUCGUGCACCUUUACAUCUCAGUUUAUUUCUAUGGGUAUUUUAAAAAAUUGUGGAGGUAACUAGUCAUAAAAAUAUUUCACAGCAUAUUUUUAUAACAAUUUGUUUUAUUUCCCAUUUUACUGAAUUUGAUUCUGACCCGCAGUUGGUCAAGGUAAUGCCAAUAAAAUACGGAAAAUAAAGACCAAAAUAAUUAUGAUUAACGGUGGAUAUUUUCCCUAUUAAAGUCAUAAAAUAUAUUCUUCUUAUAUUAGACCAUAGGAAGAUUUUUGAAAAAGUUACCAAAGUUAAUACAGGAACAAAAUAUCACCCCAGAGGAUAUGAAUGCACAUGGUUGGUAUGAUGCAUCUCAUGGCAGAGAUAACAUGUAACCCAGAAAAUAUAAACAAACAAAACUACUAAGCAAAAAAAAAGGGGAAAAUGACCGGUGCCUGGCUCAGCUGCUAAAAAAAUGUGUCCAAAAAUAUUUUGAUUUUGUGGCCUUUCCUCUAUUGCUUGGAAAAGGGCCACAUCUAAAAUCAUUACAAAAACUCUUGUUGGAUGUUGAAGAAAAAGUAUUGUAUGAAAGAUUUUAGUGAUAUAUUGUGGUCUGUUUGACUGUUUUUUUUUCUGUCUUUAUCCACAUAUUUUGUUAUUUUUUAAAAUGACUAUUUUCUCCAUAUUUGUUCAAAUAUUUGGAGCCUCAAAACUGAUUAAACUGAGUUGGCUAUUGAAUUAAGAAAGAGAUUACACAAACGUGAUAAUUUGUAUGUUUGCUUUUGGCUUUAGACCUUUUUAUCUGCCUUAACCUAUCAUAUUUACAGUUCUUAUGUAUAAAAUAGAAAUUAGUCUUGUAUUAUAAUUAAAAUUAUACUAUUCAAUUAUAGUAGAAGAAUGACUUCUAUUACAAUAAAAUAUAUUUAGAAUUAAAUCAGUUAAAAGGCAAAAUUAGACAUAUUAAAAUUACUUUAAUACUACAUAAUGUAGAUUAAAAGGUAAAGAAAUAUGCUAAUAAAUUUGAUUUCACAUCAUUUAGAAUCACAAUCAAAAUUUGCUAAUAAUAAUACAUGUAAUUUCUGUUGUAAUUCCCCGAUGAUUGGUAGAAAACAACCUAAAGUUAGGUAAAUAGCGAAAUAAUAAAAACAAAGCCUUAGUUUUAAUGUGAUUGUGCACUUAAAUCUAGCUGAACACUCCUGAAUGUCAGCAUUGGUAAAUGCUAAUUUUGUUCAUUAGCUUGUUAGCUGAAAUAUUGCCAGCAAUGCUAAUGUUAGCACUGCAGCAGUCCAGAAGGAUACAUCUGGACAGUACUUGUAGUAUUUUAAAAGCUUUUUAUACUUUUAUGUUUUGUCAUUAAUUAGCUAGGACAAAAUGAGACACUUUCAUACUUUUUAAUAGGCCUGACCAACCUCAAAAUGCAUGGCGGCAUGAUUUGGGGGAUCAUGCUCAAAAAGAGAGAACAGAUUUAGUUUUGUCAGCUUUGGAGCUCCUUUGACAACUACAUUUUUUUUGUCUUUUUUUUUAAACAUAAGAAUCUUUGAUUGGCUGCUUUAAGAUUGUAUAUCUCAUCCAAACCCCUCAUUGCCUCUCAGCCAAUACCAUCAUAUUUAAAUCUAUAUAUACCUUCAAGUGUAUUUCCAGCACUUAUUGCUACCAUAGCAUUGAGAAAUCAUGAAAUGUAUUAUUAAUUGCUGAUUCUCUGCUCUAUAAUGUUAACAGUACAAUAUGUAUUGGGUGAUUCUGGUAUUCACAACCCAUGUGUAGACAGUAGUUGUCCCAUUCAGCUAUAAUAACACAAAAACCGUACAAGGACAUUAGAGUCUAGAGGUGCUAAAGACAGUAGCGUGUAUGUUUUUGUUUCUUUUAUUGUAAUAUUGACAAGUGUUAACUGUCUGUAACACAGUAGAGCAUUAUGAAAUCAUUUCAAUAUUAAACAAUAUAGAUAUUAUCUGCAA
This is a messenger RNA of Gambusia affinis (western mosquitofish), 11410 nucleotides long. RefSeq names its product zinc finger and BTB domain containing 47b (gene zbtb47b). The transcript is spliced from 6 exons. Gene Ontology annotation, cellular component: nucleus. Gene Ontology annotation, biological process: regulation of transcription by RNA polymerase II. The record is from RefSeq and is a predicted model, not a curated record. The coding region runs from base 649 to 2868 and encodes 739 amino acids. Lineage: Eukaryota; Metazoa; Chordata; Actinopteri; Cyprinodontiformes; Poeciliidae. Gene Ontology annotation, molecular function: DNA-binding transcription factor activity, RNA polymerase II-specific; RNA polymerase II cis-regulatory region sequence-specific DNA binding; protein binding.